Coffea eugenioides is the source of this 2354-nucleotide messenger RNA. Its product is annotated as primary amine oxidase-like. Gene Ontology annotation, biological process: amine metabolic process. NCBI's taxonomy places the organism in Eukaryota, Viridiplantae, Streptophyta, Magnoliopsida, Gentianales, Rubiaceae. Gene Ontology annotation, molecular function: quinone binding; copper ion binding; primary methylamine oxidase activity. The transcript has 5 exons. The record is from RefSeq and is a predicted model, not a curated record. Bases 1 to 2061 code for a protein of 686 amino acids.
AUGUAUUCAACUCUUUUGACUCGUGUGCUCAUCUUCCUAUGCAUCUUCUCCGCUCUUUGUCUUAGCUCAGAUCAUGAAAUCCAUCCAUUAGAUUCCCUCACUGCAUCUGAGCUCACUCAAGUCCAAACUAUAGUGAACAACUCAAUUUGCUCAACCAGCUGCCAAAGUCUUAGCUUCCACUAUGUUGGCUUACAUGAGCCAGAUAAACCAAUCGUCCUCUCAUGGCUGUCUGACAAAGACUCCACAAAAGUUCCACCUCGGCAAGCCUUUGUUCUUGCAAGAAUUAACUUUAAGAACCAUGAACUCAUAGUUGAUUUGAAUGCUUCUGCAAUUAUCUCUAACAAGGUCCAUGAUGGCCAUGGCUACCCUUUGCUGAACUUUGCUGAACAAACUGCUGCUAACCGGUUGCCACUUACUUAUGCACCUUUCAUAGCAUCGAUUAAGAAAAGGGGGCUCAAGUUAGAAGAAGUUAUAUGUCAAAGCUUCACCAUUGGAUGGUUUGGAGAGCAAAAGACUAAAAGGAUUGUCAGAGAAAUGUGUUACUAUUUGGAUGGCACAAUAAAUUUGUAUAUGAGACCUAUAGAGGGGAUUACCUUGACUGUUGAUCUGGAUGAGAUGAAGAUUAUUGGUUACAGAGACAGGUUGAUUGUUCCAGUGCCAAAAGCUGAGGGGACAGAUUACAGAGAAGUGAAGCAGAAGCAGCCUGUUAGUUCACCUAUAAAACCAAUAACAAUGUUGCAGCCACAUGGUCCAAGUUUUAACAUAGAAGGACAUGUGGUGAGUUGGGCUGAUUGGAAAUUCCAUCUAGAUUUUGACAUGCGAGUUGGUCCAAUCUUAUCAUUGGCUUCAAUAUAUGAUCUUGAGAAGGAUGAAUAUCGUAGCGUGAUGUAUAGAGGAUUCAUCUCCGAGCUAUUUGUACCAUAUAUGGACCUGACUGAAGAAUGGUACUAUAGGACAUAUUUUGAUUCUGGUGAAUAUGGGUUCGGUCUAUGUGCAGCACCUCUUUUACCAUCGUCAGACUGUCCUGAAAAUGCAGUAUUCCUUGAUGGCUACUCCAUGUCACAGGAUGGAACACCAAUAAAACUUCCCAACAUAAUCUGUAUCUUUGAGCGUUAUGCCGGAGAUAUACUAUGGCAGCACACUGAGGGCGCAAUUCCAGGAAAAGUUUUUACAGAGGUUAGACCAGAGGUGAGCCUGAUAGUGAGAAUGGUGUCAGCUGAAGGCAACUAUGACUACAUUGUUGAUUGGGAAUUCAGACAAACUGGCACUAUUAAAGUUAAUAUUGGACUAACGGGAUUGCUAGAGGUGAGGGCAGCAGCAUACACGUACAAGGAUCAGAUAGGGGAGGAAGUUUAUGGCACACUGUUAGCAGAAAACACAUUAGGAUCAUAUCAUGAUCAUUUCCUGAAUUUCCAUCUUGACCUAGAUGUGGAUAAUCCUGCUAAUUCCUUUGUGAAGACAAAAUUACAAACAACAGCUGUGAUGGACAAGAGGUCUCCCAGGAGGAGUUACUGGACAGUGGUUAGUGAAACUGCUAAGACCGAGUCUGAUGCAAGGAUUAAUCUUGGCUCAGGUGCAGCAGAGCUGUUAGUAGUGAAUCCUAAUAAGAAAACUGAGAUGGGGAACUACGUGGGAUACCGGUUGCUUCCUGGAUCAGUUGUUAAUACCUUACUAUCUGAUGAUGAUUACCCAGAAGUUCGUGCUGGUUUCACUAAGUACAAUGUUUGGGUGACACCGUACAAUAAAUCAGAGAAAUGGGCAGGAGGAACAUAUGCUGAUCAAAGCCGAGGAGAUGACAACUUAGCUGUAUGGAGCCUCAGGAAUAGAGAAAUAGAGAACAAGGACAUUGUAAUAUGGUAUACACUAGGCUUUCACCAUGUACCUUACCAGGAAGAUUUUCCAGUCAUGCCCACUAUUAACAAUGGAUUUGAUCUCAGGCCUACAAAUUUCUUUGAGCAUAACCCUGUACUCAAAGUAAAACAGCUUGCAAAAGUCAAGUGGCUUAAAUGCUGCAAGGAAUGCCGACACAAUUUAACUGCAGAUAUUGAUCCCCUUGCAUAGUUUGAUGGUUUCUCAUAUUGGUUCACUUUAGCAAAGAACUGCUAAGGUGCUGAUAAUUUCUUUGAGUGGAACGAACUGGAUUCAGCUGUAAGUUGAACUUGAGUGAUAGCUCAAACAUUUUGAGAAGUUUUAGAAUGUACAAUGAAAUAAAGACAGUGCCUUGAUCAGAAAUAAACGAGGAUGGUACAACUUCAAGGACGCAAGAUAUAGAUUAAGAUAAUCUCCAAGUAGGAUCCCUUGUUCAGUCAUUUUGAAUCCAAGUGAUAGAUUCAGUAUAUUCCUAUAAAAAUUGC